CGACUUCCUGAAGGGACAGCCGUGUUUCUCCUCCAGGAGCAUCUAUUUCACGCUCCGCUCUGCUGCUCACGGUGAGUCCACGUCUCGUUGUAGCCGUCCACCGCGGGACGAACGUGUGUGCAGAGCUCAUAACUAACAGCGCGAGGAGGUUCCAUCCGUCUGUCCCGUUGUUCUGCUCAAAGUCCUGCACGGGCAACCAGUGUGAGUCCUGGAUAACGGGUCUGUGGUCCACAACAGGAACUAUCAGCACCUGUAUCAGGAUGGACUCUUAAAAUUUCAGAGGACGUCCUCCGAGAAAAGGACCCAGAGCUGCACAGCCUGACUGAAAUGUGAAGGGAACAGGACAGAAGCUAUGGGUAGCUCCAUCCUCCUGUUGGCCAGUGUGGUGUCCACUCUGGGCGGCCUGGUCUUUGGUUACGAGUUGGGCAUCAUCUCAGGCGCUCUGCUGCUGCUCAAGGCCGAGUUCGGACUCUCGUGUGUCCAGCAGGAGGCUCUGGUCAGCUCUCUGUUGAUAGGAGCUCUGCUGGCCUCCAUCGUGGGCGGCUGCUUGAUUGACCACCGUGGCCGCAGGAACUCCAUCCUCCUCAGCAAUGUCUUGAUCCUGACCGGCAGCCUGGUCCUCCUCAUCGGCUCCUACUCGGCACUAGUGGUGGGCAGGAUGACGGUGGGCUUCGCCAUGUGUAUAUCCUCCAUGUCCUGCUGCAUCUUUGUGUCUGAGAUUGUUACCCCGGAUCGCAGGGGCUUCCUGGUAACACUGUAUGAAGCCGGGAUCACCUUGGGCAUCCUGGCAGCCUACGCCAUGAACUACAUCCUGUCGGAAUCUAAAAGAGGAUGGAAGUGGAUGUUCGGAUUAGCCAUCGUACCAACUAUGAUUCAGUUGGUCUCUAUCUGGUUCCUCCCAUCCAGCACGAAGGAAUCUUCAAAACCAAGUUAUUGUUUUAAAACUAAAAGUGACCUGAUGAAUAUUGUCGAAGCAGAUGACUCAAAAGUCGACUCCGACAUGGAAAGCCAGAAGGUUCGGUACAACAGCAUGUAUCUUUUCCAGCGCAAAGACAACAUGAGGACUCGGACAGUCAUCGGCCUCGGACUGGUACUCUUUCAGCAGUUCACAGGCCAGCCGAAUGUCCUCCUGUACGCCUCCACCAUCUUCCACUCGGUGGGGUUUCAGAGCAAUGCCUCGGCGGUGCUGGCGUCUGUGGGCUUGGGGUUCAUCAAAGUGGUCGUUACUCUGACCUCCAUGGUGUUUUCGGACCGGGUGGGGCGGAGGCCUCUGCUCAUCAGUGGCUGCUCCGUUAUGGCGGUGUGUCUGAUAACCAUCGGACUCCUCAGUGGACGUUCAUCGAUGAAUGCCAAGAGGCCUUGUGAUUCUGAGGACUUCAACGUUAACAGAACUGAGCUGCAUCAUCUAACUGUUAGUAAUUGGUCCGUUUUUGACGCACCUUUACACAAGAGCCAAAGGCUCCUCUACAACUACACACAAGAUGAAGAUGAAGUUGGACAGAAACAACCGAACGAUCCUCUGGCACCUACUCCGAGUGUCCAUAGCACGGUCGAGAACUGGAUCAUUCUCGUGUGUAUGAUGGCUGUUGUCAGUGCAUACUCCAUUGGAUUUGGACCAAUGACCUGGCUUCUCCUGAGUGAAAUAUUUCCAGCUGCGAUCAGAGGAAGGGCAUUCGCCUUCACCAACUGCUUCAACUGGGCUGCCAACCUGUUGGUCACAUUCACCUUCUUGGAUUUUAUCGAUGCGAUUGGUCUGUCGGGGAUGUUUCUCCUCUAUGGGAUGACCGCUGUGGCCGCUGUGGUUUUCUUCUACUUCAUGCUACCAGAGACCAAAGGGAAGACUCUGGAGGAGAUAGACAAGGAGCUGUGUUUAAACAAGUUUUACCAAGUCGAGGAGUGCUGCUGCAUAAACAGCUGGAGAAACCCUUCCCCACGAUGUGAUUGUGUACUGAACGACCAACUUGGAACUGAGUCGUACCAGUCGUUCCCACAGACUGGGUAAGGGAGCCGAUCCCAGCUGACACCGGAGAAC
Messenger RNA from Cyclopterus lumpus (lumpfish), 2032 nucleotides. RefSeq names its product solute carrier family 2 member 10 (gene slc2a10). Gene Ontology annotation, molecular function: transmembrane transporter activity. The transcript is spliced from 7 exons. Gene Ontology annotation, cellular component: membrane. Gene Ontology annotation, biological process: transmembrane transport. The coding region runs from base 353 to 2002 and encodes 549 amino acids. Lineage: Eukaryota; Metazoa; Chordata; Actinopteri; Perciformes; Cyclopteridae. The record is from RefSeq and is a predicted model, not a curated record.